Xyrichtys novacula (pearly razorfish) is the source of this 483-nucleotide messenger RNA. The record is from the annotation of a GenBank genome assembly. NCBI's taxonomy places the organism in Eukaryota, Metazoa, Chordata, Actinopteri, Labriformes, Labridae.
AUGAGGCUCCCGCUGACCCAGCCGCUGCUCCGGCUCCACCUCUCCUGUCGGACCCAGCUCCAGCAGAGGCGGCUCCCUCCUCCGCUGCGUCGGCUCCGCGGAUGUCCAACAUGGACCAGGCUCUGCGGCCCUCCUCGACCGGGAUUCUGUGCCGCAGGCCGUCACCAGGCUUUCAGAGAGGCUCCCCGGGCCGGCAACACCCUCACUCCACCUGCGCCCGCUCACUGCCUACAAUCACCGUCCCCUGCACAGGUGGAGCGCCCAACACUUGGAGGCUUCAGCACGUGCACAUCAGCUCCUUGUCCCCUUUCCCCCCCGACCAUGCUCAUCAUCGGAGACUCCAUAACCAGGUACAUCAGGUUUUUCAGUGCCAUAACUCACUGUUUUCCAGGUGCCACAGUACCUGUCAUCCUGGACAAACUUCUGAAUUUACUCCCCUCUCUCCCCUCAUUGGUCACUAAGAUCGUGCUCCAUGUCGGCUGA